Hordeum vulgare subsp. vulgare (domesticated barley) is the source of this 683-nucleotide messenger RNA. RefSeq lists its product as uncharacterized. The transcript has a single exon. The coding region runs from base 83 to 472 and encodes 129 amino acids. NCBI's taxonomy places the organism in Eukaryota, Viridiplantae, Streptophyta, Magnoliopsida, Poales, Poaceae. The record is from RefSeq and is a predicted model, not a curated record.
CCACUAGUAUACGUGGGAUGGUGUUGCCAUCUUGCCAAACCCACCUCAUUCCCCAGCGAAAACUUCCAAGCCGCCAAAGGCGAUGGCUGCGUCCGCCCCUCUCGCCGGGGUCGCGCUCCUCCUCCUCCUCCUCCAUGCCGUCCAUGGAGGAGGCAUGGCCGGGAUUGCUAGCACGGGCGGAGCGAGGAUGAGAUCAUCGGAGGGGUACGCGCCGGUGCGGACCGUGGUGUACCGGUCGGCGGCGUCGGAGGCGUUCGAGCCGUUCCAGCUAUGCAUGGGGUGCCGGUGCUGCCCGGCGGGGAACAACAGCUCGUCAUGCGUGGACACGCAGUGCUGCUACGGCAUCAACUGCAACAUCCCCGGCAAGCCGUUCGGGACCUGCGCCUUCACCCCACGCACCUGCGGCUGCGGCGGCACCGCCACCGGCGGCGGCGGCAACUGCACCUCUGCGCCCGCCCCGCCUGCGAGCUAGCUUAUAGGACCCGAUUGAUUUUGAUCAAUUGGUCCGAUCCACUUACGAGUAUUGCAUACUUACGGCAGACCAGCUGAUUAUAUUUGAUUAAUAACUCAGAAUCGUUUUCUUUCACAUCUAUCGUUCGUUCUCAUGCGUCCAUCUUCCAAAGCUGUUCGGUCGAUCAUCGCUGUUGGCAUGUGAUUGAAAGUAUGAUGGUAACAUCGAUCAA